Messenger RNA from Lagopus leucura (white-tailed ptarmigan), 624 nucleotides. RefSeq names its product nitric oxide synthase, endothelial-like. Gene Ontology annotation, biological process: nitric oxide biosynthetic process. Gene Ontology annotation, molecular function: nitric-oxide synthase activity; FMN binding. The coding region runs from base 15 to 563 and encodes 182 amino acids. Lineage: Eukaryota; Metazoa; Chordata; Aves; Galliformes; Phasianidae. The record is from RefSeq and is a predicted model, not a curated record. The transcript has 5 exons.
UCUCCAAGGCCCUAAUGGAGAUGUCCUCCCCCAAUGCUGCACAUGCUGAGCCUCCCAAGAGCUACAAGCUGCGGUUCAACAGCGUCUCGCAGUCCGAUCAGCUCGUGGCAGCCUGGAAGAGGAAGAGGAGGCAGCUGAGCAACACGGACAGCGCGGGGACGCUGGGGGCUCUGCGGUUCUCUGUCUUCGGGCUGGGGUCGCGGGCGUACCCCCACUUCUGCGCCUUCGCACACGCGGUGGACACGCGGCUGGAGGAGCUGGGGGGGGAGCGCAUCCUGCCCAUGGGGGAGGGCGACGAGCUGUGCGCACAGGAGGAGUCCUUCCGCACCUGGGCCAGGCUGGUCUUCCAGGCUGCCUGCGAGACCUUCUGCGUGGGGGAUGGAGGGGAGGCAUCCGAGGAGAUCUUCGUGGCACAGCAGGGUUGGAAGCGCCAGAAGCACCGCCUGGCCGUGCAGCCCGAGGGCACCGAUCUGCUCACCGGGCUGUCCCAUGUGCACAAGCGCAAAGUGUUCCCGUGCACCGUGAUCUCGGUGGAGAACCUGCAGAGCGAGGCGUCCAGGUGAGCCCCCACCGUGCCCUCAAUGUGCCCUGCUGCUGUGUGCCCAGACUGCAGGGGGUGCAGAU